This is a messenger RNA of Rangifer tarandus platyrhynchus (Svalbard reindeer), 873 nucleotides long. NCBI's taxonomy places the organism in Eukaryota, Metazoa, Chordata, Mammalia, Artiodactyla, Cervidae. The record is from the annotation of a GenBank genome assembly.
AUGCCGGCAGCCAAGGAUGCAGGCCAGGAGGCUGUCCCGUGUGAUCCCGGCAACAAGGACAGGGACCUGCGGGUGCUGUUCCAGGAACUCUGCCAACUCCAGGCCAAGCAGAGGAAGCUGAAGAGGGAGGUGGAGAAGCACAAGCUUUUUGAAGACUAUCUGAUCAGGGUCCUUGAGGAGAUCCCCAAGGGCCAUAACCAAGGGGAGGGGCCGGAGGAAACCCCGUUGGUGGCCAUGGUGGAGCACUAUGGGAAGCUCUUCGCAGUCAGCCAGGACAUCCAGAAGCGUCUCGAGGCCUUCUUUGAGAUGAACCAGGCCGUCCACGAGAGUCUGGAAUCUCUAGAGGAGGGCCACAGGGCUCUGAUCCCGUGCCUCAGGAUCCGGCUGUGCCAGCUACAGAGGAGGUGUCACCGCAAGCAGGAGCAGUGGCAGCGGCUGGAGCGUGGCGUCACCCACCAGAAAGACGCAGGCAGCGGUGAGGUGGGAAGCAAGGAAGCCAUGGCUGAUCACGACUCUGAAGACCUGAAGUGCAGGACUCUGGAGCUGCCCCGAAGUGAGCUGCUCAACUAUGUGCAAGCGGCCAUCAAUGACAUGGUCCAGCAGUGCUGCUCCUCUGCCCAAGCUGUGCCCAGGGGCCUGGGCCUCUUCUCCAAGCUCGACCUGAUCCAGGAAUUCAUGUUGGACAAAAUGGAGACUGUGAGAUUCGUCUCACUGCUCACAGGACCCAUCGUGUGCUGGACAGCAAACAAUCCCAAGGACCAGGGCCGCAGAAGCUGCCUCAGACCCUUCCAGAAACAUUCAGUGAGUGAAGACUCAACCCCCAGGAACCUCUUUGCCAGCACCCAGACCUCAGAGUGCUUCAGCCUAUGCUGA